UGCUUGGUUGUCUGGCUAUGAAAGCCCCGUGGUGUCUCGCAUUAACACAAGGAUACAGGACCUGACAGGACUUGAUGUCUCCACAGCAGAAGAACUCCAGGUAGCCAACUACGGCGUAGGAGGCCAGUAUGAGCCUCAUUUUGAUUUCGGAAGGAAAGAUGAGCCAGAUGCUUUUAAGGAAUUGGGAACAGGCAACAGAAUUGCUACUUGGUUGUUUUAUAUGAGCGAUGUGUCGGCAGGGGGCGCCACCGUCUUCCCUGAAGUAGGAGCUAGCGUGUGGCCUAGAAAGGGAACGGCUGUAUUCUGGUACAACCUCUUCCCAAGCGGAGAAGGAGAUUACAGCACGCGGCAUGCGGCCUGCCCGGUACUAGUUGGAAACAAAUGGGUAUCCAAUAAAUGGCUCCACGAGCGGGGACAGGAAUUCCGAAGGCCGUGCACUUUAUCAGAGUUGGAAUGAUGCGGAGUCGUCCUUCGUUUCCUCCGUAUUCAGUUUGUGUAAAAUGCACACAUCUCCUACAGUUUACAAUUGACUAACACUCCACUACAGGUUCAGUCUUCAGCUACACCGGUGUUUCAUCUGUGGACAAAACAAACAUGCUUUUAGUUCCCUUAAACUAUCUCCUUAAGGUUUUAUGAACAGAAUAUAUUAAGGUCCAUGAGUGUUACAGGAAGAAAAAGAAAAAAAGGACAAAAUACAGAUCAGGGCCACAACUAACAGUGACGUUGUGUGUGGUGUUCACCGUCGCCCCUCUGAUCCGGAUGGAAAGCCAGCGAUUGUUCGCUUAGAGUCCUCCUCACAACUGUCCGUCUGCAAAGGGCGGGAUGAUUUAACGGGAGGGCUCCCUUCUAAGGAAGG
Molecule: messenger RNA, 856 nt
Organism: Cariama cristata (Red-legged seriema)
Lineage: Eukaryota; Metazoa; Chordata; Aves; Cariamiformes; Cariamidae
Product: prolyl 4-hydroxylase subunit alpha-1
Exons: 6
Biological process (GO): peptidyl-proline hydroxylation to 4-hydroxy-L-proline
Cellular component (GO): endoplasmic reticulum
Molecular function (GO): procollagen-proline 4-dioxygenase activity; iron ion binding; L-ascorbic acid binding
Source: RefSeq, a predicted model, not a curated record